AUGGCAGGGUAUCGGACUUCUACUGCUGUGGUGGUUAUCCUCUGUCAUGUUCUGGUUCUCAAUGCUUCAUUUCAAUCAGCACUGGUGUUGAACAUGGCAAAUAUUCUGCGUAACAACUAUUGUUUCCCGGAGAAUCUGAUUGGUAUGCAGGAGGCAAUCCAACAAGCGAUAAGCAGCGGAGAAAUCCUACACAUAUCUGAUCGGAAGACACUGGCUGCUGUCCUGACUGCUGGAGUACAGGGUGCACUCAAUGACCCCAGACUGACGGUGUCAUACGAGCCCAAUUAUGUUCCCAUCACGCAACCUGCGCUUUCAUCUCUUCCCACAGACCAGCUUAUUCGGUUAAUUAGGAACUCUGUUAAACUGGAGGUGAUGGACAACAACAUUGGUUAUUUGAGGAUUGAUCGUAUUAUCGGAAAAGAGACUGCUGCAAAACUGGGACGUCUCCUCCAUGACAAUAUCUGGAACAAGGUUGUUCAUACCUCCUCAAUGAUUUUUGACUUGCGUUUCAGUACAGCUGGGGAGCUGUCAGGUGUUCCUUACAUAAUUUCAUAUUUUUCUGAACCUCAUCCACCUCUCCUUAUUGAUAUGAUCUAUGACCGACCCACAAAUACAACAAAGGAGCUAUGGACUAUGCCAACUCUCCUUGGUGAUAGGUAUGGAAAAAGGAAAGACUUGAUCAUUUUAACCAGCAAGCGCACAAUGGGGGCUGCAGAGGCUGUUGCAUAUAUUUUGAAACACAUGAACAGAGCUAUCAUUGUGGGAGAAAGGUCAGCAGGAGGCUCAGUGAAAGUGGAGAAGCUAAAGAUUGGAGAUUCUGAUUUUUAUAUCACAGUCCCGGUUGCUAAAUCUGUUAACCCUGUCACUGGCCAAAGCUGGGAAGUGAGUGGGGUGUUGCCAUCUGUGUCUGUAAACCCAAAAGAAGCAGUUCUCAAGGCAAAGACCCUCCUAGCAGUCAGGAGAACCAUUCCAAAAGCAGUCAAAAGCAUCUCUGACAUCAUUAAACGAUUUUACUCAUUCAGAGAAAAAGUCCCAAUUUUGCUGAAACAUCUCGUCACAACAGACUUUUUUACAGUUAUAUCUGAAGAGGACUUAGCAGCCAAACUAAAUUAUGAACUGCAGUCUAUAUCAGAAGAUCCUAGACUGAUCAUUACAGCAACAAAACAGCCACCAGUUAUUAUCAGAGAUGGUCCUGAGCCACAUUUGACAUCUGAUGAACAACCAUACCCUGUGGAUAAAGUAUUCAAAGUGCAUUUACUAACUGGUAACACUGGCUAUCUCCGCUUUGACAAGUUCCCAGAAGCCUCGGUUCUGCUCAGACUUGAAAGCCAUAUCACCAGAAAAGUCUGGGAGCCAAUCAAAGAUACAGAGAACUUGGUCAUUGACCUACGUUAUAACACUGGCGGAUCCUCAGAUGCUUUACCUGUUCUGCUCUCUUAUCUCUAUGACACGUCACUGAGUAUUCAUCUAUUUACCAUCUAUAACAGCAUCCAGAACACCACCACAGAGUUACACACACUAUCUAGCAUACAAGGUCCAUCCUAUGGAUCAAGACGUGGAGUGUAUGUGUUGACAAGCUAUGACACUGCUGCUGCUGGAGAGGAAUUUGCCUAUCUAAUACAGUCUCUGCAUCGUGGCACAGUUAUUGGAGAGAUAACAUCUGGAACUCUCUUGCAUUCUAGAUCUUUUCAUGUAGAGGAUACAGAUAUUGUGAUCACUGUCCCUGUCAUAAAUUUCAUUGAUAACAAUGGCGAGUGCUGGCUAGGUGGCGGAGUUGUUCCAGAUGCAAUUGUGCUGGCUGAGGAUUCCAUUGAGCAGGCUCACGAAAUUAUAGAGUUCCACAAGAAUAUUCAACACCUAGUGCAGAUAGUCGGGGAGCUCCUAGAAAAGCACUAUGCCAUUCCAGAGAUUGCUGCAAAGAUCAGUCAAGUCUUGUACUUGAAAUGGACAGAUGGUUUAUAUCGCUCUGUGGUUGACUAUGAGUCUUUGGCUUCUCAGCUGACUGUCGAUCUCCAAGAGACAUCAAAUGACCACAGACUGCAUGUUUUCUAUUGUGAAACUGAACCAGAAUCAUUGAAUGAAAUACCAAAAAUCCCCUCUCCUGAUGAGGUGAGUCACAUCAUUGAUGCUGUCUUCAAAACGGAUGUCCUUCCUGGGAAUGUUGGCUACUUGAGGCUCAAUAUGAUGCCAGAUAUCGAAGUUAUGCAAGCAAUCAGCCAACAGUUCAUCAAACUUGUUUGGAACAAGCUAUUGAACAGUGAUGUGCUAGUCAUUGACAUGAGAUUUAACACAGGUGGCUAUUCUACAGCAAUCCCACUUUUGUGCACAUAUUUCUUUGAUGCUGAACCCUUAAGGCACCUGUAUACAGUUUUUGAUCACUCCACCUCUACUAAGACAGAGGUAAAGACUCUUUCCCACAUUUUGGGGCAAAGGUAUGACUCUCGGAAGGACUUAUACAUUCUCACCAGCCACAUGACAGGAUCGGCUGCUGAGGUGUUCACUCGAACGAUGAAAGAUCUGAAAAGGGCAACAGUGAUUGGAGAGCCCACCAUUGGAGGAUCCCUCUCCAGUGGGAUAUAUCAGAUUGAAAACAGCAUUUUAUAUGCCUCCAUUCCCAACCAAGUCAUCAUGAGUCCAGUGACUGGAAAAGUUUGGAGUUUGUCUGGCGUUGAACCACAUGUGGUAGCCCAAGCAACUGAUGCACUGAAUGUUACCCAAAGGAUCAUAGCUGCACGACGUCAAAAGAAAGACUCAGGGUCAUAA
This is a messenger RNA of Chanos chanos (milkfish), 2763 nucleotides long. It is a transcript of the gene irbpl, whose product is annotated as interphotoreceptor retinoid-binding protein like. Gene Ontology annotation, molecular function: retinol binding; serine-type peptidase activity. The transcript has a single exon. NCBI's taxonomy places the organism in Eukaryota, Metazoa, Chordata, Actinopteri, Gonorynchiformes, Chanidae. The record is from RefSeq and is a predicted model, not a curated record. The coding region runs from base 1 to 2763 and encodes 920 amino acids. Gene Ontology annotation, biological process: proteolysis.